Molecule: messenger RNA, 1027 nt
Organism: Cuscuta epithymum
Lineage: Eukaryota; Viridiplantae; Streptophyta; Magnoliopsida; Solanales; Convolvulaceae
Source: the annotation of a GenBank genome assembly
GAUUGGUACACUGUUAACUCAAUGUUGGUGGGAUGGCUUAUUUCAUCAACCGAUGUCUCACUCCAUCCAACUAUUGCUUACAUGGACUGUGUACAUGAUCUGUGGGCUGACAUGCAGCAGCGGUUUGAAGCGGCAGAUGGCAUGCGAUUUCAUGAAUUAAAGCAGGCACUCCAGAAUUGCAAACAAGCCGGUGAUAGUGUGACGGCAUAUUUCGGGAGGUUGAAGACGAUCUGGGAUGACUUUGACGGGUACCGAAAAAUACCAACGUGUACAUGUGGUGGAUGUACUUGCAAUUUGGAAAAGCAGAUUGCGGCAGCCAUUGAAAAAGAAAAAACACACGAGUUCCUACUGGGUCUUGACGGGCCUGUAUAUGGGAGUUUGCGAUCAAACCUUCUGAGUAAUACCACCGUGCUUCCAGGCCUUAGCAAGGUGUAUCAAAUGAUGAUCCAGGAAGAGAGACUUUCAAAGAUGGCAAGGACACAAGACGCACGAGGGGAAGCAGCCGCUUUUGUUGUACGCUCCGGAGGAAACGGGGGUCCGUCUACUGUGAAAGACAAAGGCAAGGUUGUGUGUUCCUACUGCAAGAAAGAAGGUCAUGAACGGGAUCGAUGUUUCAAGUUAACUGGAGAAUAUCCAGAUUGGUGGUAUGCAAAUAAGGCAGGGCGUGGGAAGGAAAGAUCAGGAGGCAGUGCUAGAGAUUUUACUCGCAAGGGCAUAAGUGUGCAGGCCAAUGCUACUUUAGGAGACUCCAAGGCAGAUGUAGUCAACGAACAAGGAAGUUCCAGCCAGUUGCCUACACUAACGGGUGACCAAUGGAACUCUUUGUUGGAGUUUGUGAAAAAAUUUAACGCAGGUGAAGGUGUUGAAAAGCUAGCAGGACCUAACUUUGAAGACGCUGAUUGGAGUGGGUGAACGUCGUGGUGGGGUCUAUUAUCUUUGUGGAGUUGAUUCUGUGCGAGCUUCACAUGUGGUCGGCAGUAGCACGGAGGAUUUAUGGCAUAAAAGAUUGGGUCAUCCAUCACCCCGG